ACAAUAUCGUACUUCUUUCCUCACUCUUUUAUUCACCUACCCGACAUCUUCAUUCACCUAUCCGACAUCCUUAUUGCACGUACAUACGCACACUCGCGCUAUGCCAGGACGCGGUGGCCUGUUGAGCCUUGUUGGCAAAGGAAUCGCCAUGGGAGCCGAGUACAGAGAACAUCGCAAAGAACAGAAGCAAGCUCGCGCCAAUGCUCAAGAUGAACACACUGAGCCCAUUGAGCAGUCAGACUGGAGUCCAGCAACCCAGUUUCAACAUGGAAAGGCGGAACCACCUCCAGGACACGCAGAUGCAGCUCUUCCAUCGACAGCCUCCAGGACACUGAAAACAGGAGGACCACCAGCACUGCCAGAUGACAAAAGGGGAGAAAUUUCCUCGGAAGAGGACUUUGAUUCCGAUUAUGAGUCUCUCGAAGAUGACGAAGAGCUACUAGAACUGGACGAAGCACUAACUUCAACCGACGCCAAGGGACUGCCCACCUACGACGAAUCUGAGCAGGAAUAUCAGCCUGUCGAUGAGCUGGUUCGUGAUGUCAUCAACACCAGUCGACCUCCUCCAACGAGCACAUGCAGUGGGACACCAGUCACGAGUCGAUCACAGCUUCCAUGUCCUGUCAUACUCCCGCAAAGACGUCCACGCAAGAAAGCCAGAGGGUUCAUCAGAGCCUACAGUCCCGUUUUGUCAGACUGUGGCAUCUCUCAAGAAGUCUUUCUCAAGUUUCUGAAAAACUUCCACACAUCCUCGCAGGCAUCUCCAAUCUUCCCUAUCAUCAGAUUCUCCGCAGCUAUUGCAGGGCUUGCACCUUCCGUCAUUGCCAUCGCCAUCUGCGCUGCCGCACAAGUUGCAGCAAGCGUAGGCGCCGAAGUGCAGUCUCGCGCUCGCACCAACGACUUCCUCGACCGCAUGAAUGAAGAGCUCUUCAAGCCUGCAGGUCUCUACUGCAUGAUUGUCAAAUACAAAUCCGACGCAGACAUGCAACAAAAGUCUUCUUCUCUGAUCAACUUGAUCCGUGCAGAACGAGUCGAUGUCACUACUACGAAUCAGACGAUAGCAAAAUACACUCGUACAACAGCAUCUGGUGACGGUGACCCCACCAGAACCAGCAUGAGCAUGAGCAUGAGCAAUCGAAUCCAGAAUCUCCGACUCGCGAGUGCUUCAACCAGAGGAACUGCCAUGCUUCCCGACUCUGCGCCGCUAAUUUUUCCAGACAUUGAUCACACCGUCGCUCAAGCAGGUCCGGAGACAUUCAAAGACAAGACCCACGAUGCGAAGAAGUUUCUCGCACACUAUCUCGAUCGAAGAGCACAAAUGGAUCAAGCAAGUCAAGAUCCCAAUUCCUCGCUCACGAGAUCAAAUCAACAACAACACAGCUUCAAGACCUCCAUCGCAGACCCCAACCAUCCCAUGCACUCUGGCGGCUUGAUCGCAUUAGUCUCUGGUGGAAAAUUGACGCCUCGAAUGGAUAAGCGUGCAGACAAGAUGGAGAGAGAUUUCUCUCGUGACACGCGCCGGGUCACACGGGGACGAGAAUCGAGAGGCAGUAGCAGCAGCAGUAGGAGAAGAAGAAGGAGAAGAGGAUACAGAAGCGCUUAUCAUGAGGAAUUGUACGCUCGACUGGGUUUGCACGGUGAUCGAGUUGCGGAACGUCGAGGGCAGGCUUACGUUGAAGAUGAGCGGAGCGAUGAUGCUGGAGAGGGAUCUUCCCAUCGAGCUUUGCAGUAUCGCGACGUUCGUGGCAGAGAUCGUCGGAACGGGAAGGGUGGUCCCUUGGGCGCUGUCAAGAGGAUUAUGAAGGAGGAUGUGCUGUAUCUGAUGAUUGUGAACAUGCCGUCGGAGUCUGAACUAGUGGAAGCUAGGCAAGACUUGGCAAGGGUCCAACGGCACUAAUCAAUUAGUACGAUGGGCAUAAGAUCGCCGCGAUCAAAAUGAAAUUUUAUUAUGAGCGACAGACACGACCCUGCAUCUCUGCAGAGAUCAUCAGUCAAAUCAUCCCCUUCUCCUAGUCGAUGGCGAAUUCUUCUGCCUUUGGCUGCCGCUCGCCUUAACCACAUUCGCAUAGCUUGGUGCUCCCGCUUUCGUAGGAGUUAGCUUCUCCUGGUGCUUGGUGCUCGGACUGUUCCAGUAAUAAAUCAUCUGCAACGCAAGGACCAGAUUCAGGGAGAAGCCAGCAAGGAAGCCGUACAGGAUCAGCUUAUCGUCCACUUCUUGCAAAGUGGUGAAGAUCCGUGCCAACGACCCAGCGAGAUAGUUGAAGAUCGCAAAAGCACUCAAUUGUCCGGUUCCCCCUUGUGAGAAAAUCGUCACAAUCUGAGGCAAUUUACUCGCCACGCCCAACAAGCCCGCUCCAGCCUGAAAGUACUGCAAUUGUGCCAUGCUCACGACGCUCUCAUUGUACAAGGCAUAUCCCGCAGCGGCCAAACCUCCCACAAACACGGCAGCAGCAGGUGCUUUGCCCGAAUACUGCAAGACCAAGACACUAAUAGCCACAUUCUGCACUGCAAUCAAUGCAGUCUCACCAUAUGUGGAAAAGGGAAACUGAUUUCGCACGUUGUAGACGAGCGUGACGAGGUAGCUGACGGUUUCGAGGAGGUAGGAGAGGAAGGAGAUGCCAUCGGCGGAUUGGCUGUUGAUGAGUUUGAGGAGUUGCGGGAUCUUGACGAUGCUGGAGGCGCCAAUGAUGGCGAUGCCUAGCGCUUUGGAGAUGGCGAGUUUCAGGCAGACGGUGUCGGAGAUGGUGAUGUUGUGGACGAGACUUCGGUAGCAGCUGUCGCCGAGGAGUUGUGUUGCUGCAUCGCUGAUGGGUUGGGGCAGGUUGCGCGUGAUGGGCGUGAGGAUGCCGCGGAGUGUUGUUUCGAGGGCUUCCAUCUUUCUUUUCCACCUGUGCAGGCUGUGCUGGUGCU
This is a messenger RNA of Sphaerulina musiva SO2202, 2910 nucleotides long. RefSeq lists its product as uncharacterized. Lineage: Eukaryota; Fungi; Ascomycota; Dothideomycetes; Mycosphaerellales; Mycosphaerellaceae. The coding region runs from base 101 to 1897 and encodes 598 amino acids. The transcript is spliced from 3 exons. The record is from RefSeq and is a predicted model, not a curated record.